Molecule: messenger RNA, 18090 nt
Organism: Pocillopora meandrina
Lineage: Eukaryota; Metazoa; Cnidaria; Anthozoa; Scleractinia; Pocilloporidae
Source: the annotation of a GenBank genome assembly
AAAACUGAGGUUGAAAUUGAUGACUCUCUUUACAGGUAAGAUAAAGCAAUUGGGUAUUGCCAUGCUUGUUGGGAAAAGGUGUUAACUUUCUGAAAAAUCUGUGGUGUUGUGUCAGUAGGAGAGUGUAAGAGGGUACUUUAGUUUUGUCAACUUAGUUGAUAGCAUAAAUUAGUCACUGUAAAAAGUUUCAAAGCUUUAGUGCUUCAUCAGAGUAAAUGACGAAAGGCUAAUGCUCAAAGCAUCAGCUUUGAAACUCUCUAUGAUGGCCAAUUUAUGUUAUCAACUCAGUUGAUAAUACUGAAAUACCUUAUUGGGAAAAGUAUUGGUUAUUUACCUGAAAGUUUUGAGUGGGUACUGACUUAAAAACAAUGUGUGUGAAUAGUAAACAGUGGGAAGAUGAAAAAAGCUUUAACCCUUUAACUCCCAGAUCAAAUUUGUAAUUCUCCUUACUGUCAAACCAUGCUAUCCUUAUAAUGUUAGUUAAGAUAAUUUAGUAUUGGAUCAACCAAUUAUCCCCAAAUUGAUAUAAUUCUUUAUUCUCGUCACAUAUCUGGUUGGUAUUGUAUUGAUAUUGUAAGGAGAAAUUCUACUUUGGUCACUCAUGGGAGUUAAAGGUUAAUUUGAUAUAAGAAGAAAUGAUAUAGUAGAAGACUGUGUGGCUCAGUAGAUAUUAUGGUGAACCUCUCAUUAAAAAGUUUGGAUUUAAGUUGUCAUGAUGGAUAGGUCAUUUUAUUGUGUUGUUGUAAAAGAUACUCAACACAAUGGGUGACUAGAACUGUUCUGGCAAUUGAAAUGAAUUUCAAGGAGAUAGCUGUAAUAGAGUGGAAGGUGUGGUACCCUUAGAGUUAAUGUGCUGGACUCUGUGUGGAGGGGUCUGGAUUCCAGACCUGGCUAGGUUGUUGUGUUGUGUUCUUGAGCAAAACACUUAACUUUCAGAGUGCCCAGGAAUAUAAAUGGGUAGCAAUGAACCAUCAGUAAACCUGAUGAAAUGCUGGGUGGUAACCUUACAAUCUUCCAGGGGGAAGUAGUAAUACUCUUAGUUGCUUUAUGAUAAGGAAACUGGGAUAAGCUGCAAAUGGGUGCACCACUUGGCUUGAGAACAGACUUAACCAACCUAUUAUAAUAAUAAUAACAAUAAUUAAAAUAAUAAUAAUAAUAAUAAUAAUAAUAACAACAAUAAAAUUUAUAUAGUGCUUAAAACUAUGUAUAUUUUCAAAAGCUCUUUAUAUUACAUUAACCCUUUAAUCCUAACUAGGAGUGAUCAGCAUCUAAUUUCUCCUUAUUAUAUCAUCAAUCCCUGAAUCACACGUUAAGAUCAGAAGAAUGAAGGAAAUGAUCACCAACUAAAAAAAAUCUCUUGAUUGUUUUACAAAUUCUCCUAGAAAGCACCUUAAGAAAUGUAUAGAGAACUGUAUGGAGAAUUUGCAGACUGAUGUUAGGGUGUAAAAGGUUAAGGAUAAGCAUCUCAUCUAGAUGGAGUAACAAUAAUGCUAGUGGCUCCAUGGUAAUGAAAGAUUUAUGUAAAUGUAAGAUAAAAAAAGUUGUCUGUCUGAUUGUUGUUAGUCUUCAGUUGGUUUUAUAACUUGCCUGCACAGAAAAGGUUUUGUCCCACAUUUUUUCCCAGGAAUUAAUAUGUAAUCUAGUAAGUAAUUUGAUAUAUGCCUCUGUCAUUGGCAAUUUUUAAGUUAUGAUUUAUAGUGGACUUUGUUAUUUUUUUGUACAGUCGUCAGCGAUAUAUGCUUGGUGAUGGAGCCAUGAUCAAAAUGGCUCAGUCAAAAGUGCUUCUUAGUGGUCUUGGGGGAUUAGGGAUUGAAAUAGGUAGGACUUCGCAGAUAUUUUUGCAAAUGUUAUGGUUUAAUUAUGAAACAGUUUUAGUAGACAUGAAUGUGAAGUGCAAUGCUCUUUAUUAUGAAAAUGAGAUAAUGCAUAGAAAAUGCUGUAGUUAUUUUUUUGUGGCUUACAUUGUAAUAGAAACAAUUUAUCUAUUAAACCACAAUAAGCAACAACAAUAGUUUCUUUAUUUGUUUGUAAUAUUCAUUAUUUUUCUUUUUUUUUUUUUUUUCUCAGCUAAAAAUGUUGUCCUUGCUGGAAUUAAGGUAAAAGGUUGAUUAUAGGUAACAGUAAAGAGUGAAUCGAAUUACAAGAUGCCAUUGAUUUCAGCUAUAUCUCUCCAAGGGUCUCGGUUUAAAGCCUUUGAGAAAAGGCAAAUUAUAAGUCUUGGUAAAAUGAUUUUUAAAAGAUCAAGUCAAAGAGGAUGUUCUGGGAACUGUUUCGUCACACUUUGAUUAUAUACAAUUUUAUGCAUUGCAGUUCAAAUUUUCCUGUAAUUACUAGUUUGAACAAUUAACUAGUUUGAAAAUUUGCUCUAGAUCAUGGUCUGUGGUAAUUAGGAAGAAACGCGAGACAAAGAAAAAUCAAAAUUGAUUAAGUGGUAUGAAAUAAGAAACCACAAAGUAUCCAUGUAUGACAUUGUUCAAAGUAUGUGUACUUGUACAGAUCUAAGAUGAUAUUUAGAACUCACCUAGUGUCCCAGUAUUUUCAAGUUACUCACUUUAGAAUACUAUGUUUUGUAGUCAAUCACAUUACAUGACACCAAGAUUGUCUCUUAUCAUGAUCUGGGAAACCAAUUUUUCUUGAGAAAGGAGGAUAUUAAGGAGAAGAGAAACAGGUAUUUUUUUGAUUGAUUAAGUUGUAAGUAAACCCACCUCUGUUUGAUAUUGUUACACAUCUUUACCCCUUGUGGGUCCAGGAGACUUGUAAGCGGGUAAUAGGGAGUUUAUGGCAAUCUCUGAGAAAAUUUUGCUUAAAAAUGAAAUUUUGUUUUAAAUUAUAGUAUUUUAGAAGUUGCUCAAAAAGUAUUAAUGGUCUCAAACUGUGCCAGAUCUCCCCAUCAGGAGAGCAUGGAAAUGCAGUGUAGAAAUGUUUUGAAAUAAUAGUCCUUUCAUCAUGGUUUCUAGCCUCACCAGGCCACUUACAUUUAAAAUGUCCUUUUCCCAAAUAACUCUUAUCUGUGGGGAUCACUUAUAAGAGGAGGGAAGGCUUGCAAAUGAACAAUGCUGGGCCACAGCUUCCUACACUUCAAACUGGAACUAAUACCAAACUAAUUGAACCUAGUAGUAGAAUUUGGAAUAAAAUUAACCUUGAAGUAAUUCAUGAAAUUCCUGCUGACUCUCUUAAGUUUCUUUUGUUCUGCAGCUAAAUAUCAUUGUGAGGCUAAUGAACUUGUUCUUUGUUUCCAGAGCAGAGGCCAGUGCCCCGAGGCUAGCUGAGCUGAAUCCUUAUGUGAAUAUUCAAACAUCUACUUCAGCAAUUAGUGAGGGUGACUUUGCAUUCUUAUCACACUUUCAGGUAUUUCAUAAUAUUUAUGAUGGAAUUUUAAUAUUGGUUUAUCUGUAAAUUUAGAUAUUGGUGUAGUGUUCUAAAUGCUCUACGUCCUUACAGGUUAAGUAUUAUAUACAUUUGUGGUACACUUGUUUUCAAGGUUGCAAGCUCAGGUUUUUUCAAAGUCACCAUUUGGUGACCUAAAUUAAAAUAAUGCUAUUUUAAAAUGUUUGUUCUGUUCUGCUGAUGGUCAGUAACAAUUGUGAUUGUGAAGUGAAUGAAAAUUAGGCACUCUGACUCUUGUCUACAUGAACAUACAGUUCAAAAUUCAGCCAAUAAUAUCAUCCUGGAUUAUAGGUAUCAGAAUCUUUAUACCUUGUCAAAUUUUCCUCCACAAAAAUUUGUUUAAUUUGUUUUGAAUUGAUUUCAUUUAAAUUAAAUGAUCCUCCAACAGGGGAUUUGACACUGUCUUGUUACCUGGUGCACGUUAGGUCAGAUUAGGUAACUACCAGCUGAGGUUAAACUUGAGGUUCAGGAUUGAUUUUGGUCUGGUGUGAAUUUCUUUUUUCUACUUUUAGUGUGUGAUUCUCACAGAGGCUCCACUUAGUCUUCAACUUGGAAUAGACAAAUUCUGUAGGUCACAGAAGCCACCAAUUAAGGUAUUAUCCUUUUGACCUCAAAGAGUGAUAAGCCUGUAAUUUCUCCUUACAAUACCACCCCUGAAUCAAAUACUUAGUUCACAAAAAUGGAGGAAACAAUCACUAACUAAAGUAGCACUGGUAAUGAUUGCUAAACAAAUUCUCCUUGUCAGCACCUUAGGAAAUGUAUAGAGAACUGUAUGGAGAAUAUGUAUACUGCUGUUAGGGUGUGAAGAAUUUCAAGAGAUUAUGAAAUGUGUGUGGUUAGUUUAAUUAAUCAUAAACUAAGUAAUCCAAUCACAAGUGAUUUAUAUGAUGUGGUGUUGCAUUGCAUCAUUUCAAUUGCAUUUGAAAUGGAUGAAGGAUAUGCAAUUUCAAUGGAAGUAGUUCUGUUUAAAGUUUCUCUUUUCUUUCCAACAUUGCAACCAAUUACAAACCUUGUAGAGUACUUGAUUUGUCUGACUGUAGAAAUACACCAUAGUAAGUAAGACAGCCAUUUCUUUUCAGUUUAUUAGUGCUGGUGUACAGGGAGUGUUUAGCUGGGCAUUCUGUGACUUUGGACCUGAAUUUGAGGUGGUGGAUUCCACAGGAGAAGAACCAAAAGAAUUUUUCAUUUGGAAUAUUUCUAAGGUGUGUGGAAGACAUAUUAAGCCAUUUACAGAGAAAGAGGUUUUUUUCUUCAUGUCUCGUAUGUGGGACAAAGAAAAAAUUUUGAGUUCUUCCCAUGAGGAAUUGAACCUCAGGCCUUUGGAUUCCUCCCUAUGAUGCUCAAACAUCUUUAGGGAGAUAGGCCAUUUAUGGAAUCACACAAAAACACAUUUACCAUUAAUUUACAUCAAAGGUAAAUUAAAGUUGCUGAAAUGGAGAAUGUAACUUUGUCAAAUUCAUAGCCAAUUUAGCAUAACUAAUAGGUGCAUUAGAAUGAUCAAAAUUUGGCUAAUAUCUUACAAUGUAUAAAUAAAUAUUCUUUAAUCAUAAAAGCAGUCAUUUUUUGUUAUUGAAGUAGAACAAUUUUUUACAUUUGUAAAAGUGUACUGUGUUUACCCAUUUUUUAUUUCACUUUGUUUUGUUUUCUUAAUUUUUGUUUGAUUCAAUCAUGUUUUUGAAAGCACAUCAACUUUGUUGCAGGCAAAUCCUGGUGUGGUGACAACAUUAGAUAAUCGUAUGCAUGGAUUACAAACUGGUGAUAAGGUCUUAUUCAAGGAGAUAGUUGGAAUGACAGUUCUCAAUAGCUCAGAACAUACAGUCAAAGGUAAUCAGAAAUCAAUCUAUUAGAGAUCAAUUCAACAAGUAUUUGCGAGCUUAUUCUUUGUAGAGUAGUUGCUAAUGGUUGAACCAUUAUCAGGGUAUGUGACAAUUGAGUUGCAAGUCUGACAACUCCCCAACCCCUGCAUGUACAUGAACACAUACUCACUUCACCCUUGUUAGUGCUAACCCUAACCCUAACCCUAACCCUAGUCUUUUUCAAUUCAAAACUGAGUUUCAAUUUAUGUGGCUUGAGAGAUAAGAGGUAGUCAUACAGUCGUUAUCUUGAACACAUAUGAGGGCUGUGGAUAGUGUCCAUCUCAUUGUUACUGAUAUUGAUUUUAGUAUUCCUCUUUAGUGGAAUGUCUGUCUUGGUUCAUCCUUCAGACCCCAAGAGUGACCAGCAUCUUAAUUCUCCUUAUAGUAAUCUUGCUAAAUCAUUUAUUAAGAUCAUGGGAAUAAAGGAAAUCAUUGCCAGCCUUUGAAGCUUUGAAUAUUAAACAAAUUCUUCUUGUACCAAUGGAAAUGUAUAGAAAUGACUAUAAUGGAGAAUAUUAAUAUUGAUUUCAGGCUGUAAUGAGUAAGAGAAAGGUAACUGUGAUGGAAAGCUGCAUAAUUAUACAGCUUAUAAAUGGUCAAAGGAUCUCAAGAGUUAAAUAUCAAUCAAAAGAAUUCUAUUAAUAUGAAUUAAAUCCAUCUUUGUGGUAGAAUAUGACACAAUUUACAUACAGUGUACUAAUCAAAUGAUGUUUUGAUCUUCAGUACUGUCUCCAUAUGCAUUCAGCAUCUGUGACACCACUGGACCUGAUUAUGAAGAUUAUCAAUAUGGUGGAAUUGCAAGACAAGUCAAAACUUCCUCAACUUUAAUAGAAUUUGUAAGGAAUCAUGAUUGAAAUCUUUUAAAUUUGUAUCUGUUGAUAAUAUACAUUAGUUUGUAUGUAAUGUUUGUAAUGACUCCAGCCAGUUGUUGAUAAUUCUGAAGUACUUUUCUUGUAUUGAUCUUAAGUCAUCAUAGAAGCCUUUGAAGCUGGAUUAAAUGUUUUGCUGUUGAUAGAGUUUCAAAUUUCUCUUCAGGAGUCCCUCGAAACACAGCUUAGUAAGCCAGAUAUUCUUGCUGCAGAUCUCAGCAAGAUGGAGGUAUGUAAUAAUUAAAUUUCAAAUUUGUUAGUUUAGAAAACUUGGGAACUUUCCUUCACUCUGAUUGGCCGGUUGCAAGGGUUGCUCUGACUGGUUGCACUCACGCAUCAAUGUCAAUAACUGGGAAACUGCACACCUACCCCUCCCCUAACCCAACAUUAACCCUAACUUGCUGUCAGUUGACUGUUAUUGGGUUUGGGGAUGGGUAGGUGCACAGUUGCACAAAUACUGACAUUGAUCCUCAAUCUCAAAGCAAAAAGAAUGCAAAACCAUUGUUAUCCCGGAUUACUUUCGACACAACUGAAAAUUGCUCUAACUGAACUUUACAUUAUAUGUUUUCAGAAAGUUACCCAAGUUAUCUAGAGCCCUUCUUCGCCCUCCUUCCUGAAUUAUUACUACUUAGGCUCUGUGGUCGAAGCGUUUAUUCUAUAAGUUGUCCUUCUGAUCCACAGUUGCAAGCUUUGCAGGUUUAGCUUAUAGUGGAGAUUGCAGCGCGCGCAGCGAAGCCCGAUACCCAUAAUACAUUUAAUGAUGGAACAUGGCGCUCGUAGACUCCCCUCGAUUCUAGGAUGCCAGGUGUUAUGAUUUAUGGGACGAAUGACCAGAUCGAAGUACCUCUACCACUCUGUAGCCAUGUUCCUUUUGUUGUAAUUUUUGUUGUUGUUUUUCUUUUGGGUAGGUUCCGUUACAUCUACAUCAUGGGGUACAUGCCUUACAUUUGUUUCAAGAACAACAAAGAAGAUUGCCCGAAGUUAGGUAAUGUGCGGGGAAAGAGGACAUGAAAAACCUGACCUUAAAAGCGAACAGUAACAUGUAAACGAGCCAAGUUUAAAAGAUGCUUUUUCGAAACGUUAGAUCGAUUGAUUCUAACUUUUUUCACAUCUUUUUGUAAUUUAACCUUGAUGAUUGCAGUAAAUUGUAACAUCAUAAAGAAUGGUCUAAAUGAUCAGCUUCUUUUCUCCUCAUAUCUUUGAUUUUUCAGGAAUAGUGCGGAUGCAAAGAAAUUAUAUGAAAUGGCAAAAUUACUGAACCAGAAAGCAGAUACCAAGGUUAGAGGUCUUGCGUAUUACAGUAUUUGUUUCAAAAUGGGUCAUGAGUUUUAGAGCGGACCGUGAAUCAUACAAAUAAUAACGUUAACUUUGUAAGUUGUAUUUCAGGUGGACAUUCUUGAUGAAAAGCUACUCAAACAGUUAGCUUUCACAUGUCGAGGCUGUUUUUCCCCUUUGACAGCUUCUCUGGGUGGAAUUGUAGGUCAGGAAGUGUUGAAAGCUUUAACUGGAAAGUACACUCCUUUAAAGCAGUGGGUAUGUAAGGAUUUUAUUCCAACGUUAUUUUAAUCCGUUAAACCCUAAGAAAUGACCAGCAUCUUAUUUCUCCUUUCUGUAAUACUGAUAUCUUUCCCCUUUCCUCCACCCUCUUGUCAGGGGAAACCUUUUGGGAACUCUUCUUAAAAAAAAAAAAAAGGUUGUAUUUUCAAGUAACGAAAAGAUCCUCGCAGGUGAGUCAAAAUUAACGAAACUGUUGCUCACUUACGAGGAUCGUUUUUUUCACUUGUAUUUCAUCCGCGGGUCAACCUACACUAUCGCUCUCGUGUACUGCAUCAUUACACGCGCUUGACACGCGUGCAAUUCCAACGCACUAGCGGCGUGAAACACGCACAGUGCGUGUCACUACACGCACCUGUGUGUAUUAAAAAGAGGCAUGUAAACGAGAGUAAAAUGCGUGUAAAUUACACGAAUUUAUUGCACUGUGGAAGUUGCGUUUUGUAACCAUUCAUCUCACCAAAACGUUGAUAAUAUCCUUAUCUGUUUUUAACUUUUACGCAGCUUUAUAUUGAUGCCACUGAAAUGUUAAAGGGACAGGAGACAUUAGACAAAACUUCGUUCAUCCCAAGGUUUGUUUGUCGCUUUUUUGUACGAUGUACAUGUAUAUGUAAACGGAAGGGAAGACGAGGGUGUGUUUGUUUACAUUUAAAUACACUGGAGAAUUCUUGGAAAUUCUCAGCUCAGCAGAGUAUGUCUCUUCUCGCUUCCUAUCGUCGCACUUCGUCUCGUCCGCCUCGCCUCCUCUCGUCCCGUCUCGUUUUUUUCCUUGUGUCCUCGUCUGUUGUUUGUUUUGUCUCUUUGCUUGAAUUUUUCUGUCAUUUAUGUUCAUGUCUAAGAGAGCUCUUGUUAAAAGCAGUUCUCUUAACUUCAUACCUACACAAUCUAAUUAAUUUCUUUGGAAAAAAACAGUCCCAGAUCAAGUUAAUUGUUUUUGUGAUAGUAGGCUCUAAAAAUUGUUUCAACCUUUUAUUCAUCGUGUGUUGUUAUACAUACCUGUUUAACAACACACAACAAUAUUAUCUAACACGAUGUAUACACUACCUUUUUUAGGUAUGAUCGUUAUGAUUCUCUUCGAAUUUGUAUUGGAGAGGAACUGCUGAGUAAACUGUCUAAUCUGAGACUCUUUAUGGUGAGAUAAUCACAACGAAUUUUUAAAGAGAUUAAUUUCAAUUAAAGUUUCUUGUAGCACGACAAGGCCACGCAUACCAUGUUUUGUUUUCCUCUGUAAUCUUAUUUUUCAUCUUUUUGCAGGUUGGAUGUGGUGCUAUAGGGUGUGAACUGCUAAAGAACUUUGCUCUUUUAGGUAUUGGCGGUGGCCGCAAUGGACUGGUACGCGUUUUGUUACUUCUGCGACUUGUCUCAUUAGUUAAUUAAUAUUUAAAUCUCCAAUCAGUGCUCAUGUUACCUUUUUUUUUUCUCUACUUCACAGAUGACCAUCACGGACAACGACCUCAUUGAAAAGUCCAAUUUAAAUCGUCAAUUUUUAUUCCGACCUCAUCACAUACAGGUAAGAUGAGGUGUCGAUCCCAUAUUAAACCUCUUCUUGAAGAGUUUGUCCUGGGGGCGGAGGGGCGCAUUUUUCCCGCGCUUCAGGCGGUGUGCUUGCUAUUUCUUUGCUUCUUGUGAUUUUUCCUUUUGUUCUGUUUGGCCAUUCUGAUUACUUUGAUUUUGGUUUUACGACACUCAGUCAAUCGAAAUGCACUUUUACGGAGCAAGUUAUGGAAAUUCCUCAACACUUAUUUUUAGAAUCGCGAAAAAUCCCCCGAACGCAGUGAACGCUAUCAGGCUUCUUUAAGGCAGGAUGCGAUGUAUGAAAAAAUGAGCCGUCUCAGUGCUGGUUUUGUAAAUCUUCUAACUAUUUGUUUGGAAUAACAUUAUUCCAUUGAUCGUGCAUGGAGUGAGAAUGCCAUAGUAGAAAAUCAAACGUGGUUUGAAAAAAGAUGAUUCUUUAGGUGAUAGCGGGUUGACAUGGAUCACAAAUAUCUUUAAAAAAAUUAAGACAAGAUCUACUUUUUAGUCGUCAAUCUGCUCCUCCCUUCGAUGUUGCGCUUACCAGCUACUAUGUUUUUUCUCCUCGCAGAAACCAAAAUCAGUUACAGCUGCUUCAUCAGUUACUUUAAUAAACCCAGGUAAUAUAACACUACGUUAUAGACUGUGAUGGUUCCUUCUGACAACUUGUAUGCAACCUUGUGAUCAUUAGUCGGUAACGAGAACAAUCUCAUUGCCACUCCCUUCCACUCUGUACCCUAACUGAGAACAUUUGUCAAUGAUUUAAAAUCAAGCCGACUUUUCAAGCGUCAACCCUUCGUUAGAGCGAAGGGCUGCUUCCUGAAACCGACCAGCUAAAAAAACUCUCUACGGCGGCCAAUUUACAUAUCAACUCAGUUAAUGAAACCAAAUCAUUUUGUAAUACCCACCACUGACGCAGCACCACAGUUUCUUCAGAAACUUACUCCCUUUAUUGGUUUAAAGGGGGCACCUCUUUGCGUAUGCUUAAGGUUUAGUUCCUUGUUAUCUCACCUACAAUCUAAUUAUCUCGCUUUCCUUCCAGAUAUUGAUGUCGAUCCUCAUCAACACAAAGGUAACACGUAGGUCUAAAUAGCGACAGUAAUGAAAGUUGUCUUCGGGUUUUGAGUUUAGUUUGUUCAGAGACGGAACAAUAUUGUGUUUUUAUUGUUGCAGUUUGUCCAGAAACGGAAGAAACGCUGUACACUGAUCAGUUCUUUGAGUCUCAGGACCUUGUUGUUAAUGCUUUGGACAAUGUGGAGGCCAGGCGGUACAUGGAUAGGUAAGUUUCACUCAUUCUUGAUUUGUGGUAGCUGAACGAGUUUGUGGAGAAAAAUCUGACUGUAUACCCAUCCUAGGGUUGUCAUUAAAUAAUGUAAUAGAUGUGGUAGUUCCUCGAGGUUGACAAUCUUUCAGCUUUCAGCUAGAUUACAGAAAACUUCAAUGUAUAAAGCGGCAUUUCUCUUUUGCUACAGUCGAUGUGUUAGUACCCAAAGAGCCCUUCUGGAGUCAGGAACAAUGGGACCCAAAGGACAUGUACAGGUGAAGGAUUAAAUCAACGUCUGUUUUCCCAUUUUGCUCUCUAUCGAGGACAUCAAUCAAGUGGGAAAGGCCAAAUGAUUUCAACAAUUAUCGCAAUUUUCUUUUCAGCGUUUUUGUUGAUUCACAAACUACUUAAUUUACCGCCAAAUGUAACUGCGCUUUUGAGCAUUUGUUGCUGAAGUCUUAGUUCGAUGAGUUAAAUGUGUAGCAGCUAGAGGGGAGAAUUGAUAAUCAGAUCGUGGGAGUUUAAGGGUUAAAAAAGCGAUCUUCUCAGGAGGUGGGUGCAUUUUUUUCAACAGGUCAUAGUUCCUCAUCUUACAGAGUCAUAUGCCAGUCAGGUAUGUUGUUGCUUCUCCUAUUUUUAUUGAUAGCUGAGAGUAAAAACGUUUCAGUUACGAACGUCAGUCUCGGCGUUGGUUAAGAAGAAUAACGUAAUAGUUUGGUAGGUUUUAUUGUCAGUGGUUUAUUUCCAUUUCUAUUUAUAGCGUGACCCUCCAGAGGAGGAAGUACCGCACUGUACACUAAAGUCAUUCCCGGCGGUCAUAGAACACACCAUACAGUGGGCCAGAGAUAAGGUAAAGCGAGGAGAUUUUUUCGUGAGUGUGCAUGGAUCGCGCCUAGACAAGCGUGAGUGGUUUAUGCGGAGUGCCUUUAGAGGUAGUUCCUAGCCAUCUGCGCAUGCGUGUUUACGAUACUGCUAUUCGCAAAUGAUUGCGACGUCUCUUUUUAAAUAGUAUGAUUGGUUAUGUUUGGAAUUUCCCGUCAUGUUAACUAAAGUAAUUUCGCGUCACGGUGAGCAGUGAUCGCACUGAGAUUUUUGAUUACACAGUUAGGCAACUUGUAUCCCUGAAAGAUUGAAUUUUGGGGAAAUAGUUAUUGCGAUGCAUUAUAACCAUAAGUUUCUUCGUUUUCGGUAGAAAAUGAAGAUCAAAAUGUAAUGACUGUGUUUAUUUAUAAACUGAGAAGUCAGUCUACCUCGAUUUUUAUUUCAGAAUCAGAAUGCUUUCCGUCUAGCGUUUUUUUUUUCUGUUUUAUUCUUUCAGUUCGAAAACUGUUUUUCUCAAAAGCCUGGGAUGUACAUGACAUUUUGGUGCGCGAAUGAAUCUCCAGAAAAACUAUUGGAAGUAAGUGGUUUCUCUCUCAGCGAAUUUCAUUAACAUCAAAUAUCACAGAAGUAUAACUAAAGUGUCGAAACAAAGGAAAGAAUGUAAGUAAAAAGGAAACAGUUUGGCUGGAAUGGAGUUCGUUUUAGUGUUUAGAGUCAGUUUCUUUUUCUCUAUUAUUAGGCAUCUCGUAAAUAACACUCAAAUUCCCCACGGCAUUUUUGUAAAGUGAUGAAUUAAUCGCGUAGAUCUGUAGAGUUCUGAUUGCGUUGUUCCUUUCCGGUAGCGUAGUAUUGGUACUUCGAAAAUACUCCUUGAUACGCAAAUUCUUACAUUUUUCAAGGCGAGUCCAAGAAAAAACAAAUCAACAAAUUAGUUAAUGAAUGAAUAGAUGUGCAGAAAAAUAAACGAGGAUGGACUGAAAAGCACGAACUUGAAAAGUGUGGUCUUAAUUAUUCAAGAUGGGAAAAUCGGCUUUCAGCUACUUUUUGAGAUGAAACAAGAGUGGAGAUGAGAAUUAAUAGUUUGUUUUUUACUGAACGAGGUAAGUUAUGUGUUGUUUUUGUUUCUUCCAUAGAUUCUUCAAUCUGGAGACGAACCUGAAAGUGUUUACCGAGUUAUAAAAAUGUUAAAACAGCGACCUGCCAAUUGGGCGGAAUGUGUUGCCCGUAGUAGAAUAGAAUUUGAGAAAUACUACAAUCACAAGGCAAGUGUGUUCUAAUAAUCUGAUAAUGGCGCAACUUUUGCCCAGUGGCGGGAAACCAACUACCGCCGUUGCAAUCGGCCAAGAAAAAGGCGGGAACAAUUAAGGGUGCGUAAUUGGUGAAAAAAUGGCGGAAAUUUUUGUUAUUCGUCUGGCUUCAUGCCCCUAAUGAAAGAAAGCGCAAUUGCCCAGCAAAGAGUCUUCAGAUACUUAAUCAUUUUGUGUUCCUGCUUAACUAACCACUCGUGUGGCAGAUGUUUUGAUCACGAUAACGCACUCAGCCUUGUGGUAUCACAGCGAUUUGAUGGCGUUUCCACUUCUCAAAAAUCAUUUUACUUAUUUAUUUAUAUAUUAUCUAUUUGUCAGGCCAAACAAUUACUCCAUGCAUUUCCACUAGACACGAGAGUCAAAGAUGGUUGUAAGUUAAAAUUAUGCCUCAUUACGUUUAAUAACUGUUAGUCAGUUUUGUAAGAGUAAAAUGUUUAUUUUCGCUCUCAGCGCUUUUCUGGCAGAGCCCAAAGAGACCGCCAAUCCCGCAACAGUUCGACACCACGAAUGAAUUGUGAGUCAUUUAUCAAACUGAUUUUGUCUUUGUUUCCAUUACUUGAUGUUCAAUCGUUAGUGACUGCUUUUCUCGGUGUGGUGAGCAUCUUUGUGACCUGAGGCCCGUUUCCCGAAAGUUCCAUACCUUUACCGGCCCUAAGAAAUGUUUUUAAAUCUUACUCUAAGGAAAAUUUCAUGAGGUUUGUGGGUCAAGAUCCAGUUUCUGUUUCGUUUCGUGGCAUUUUACUGUUUGUUUCUCAAGACUCUAAAAAUAUCUACCUUGAAUAAAACACGGCAAAAAAAUAUAGGUAUAAAUCAGGUUUUCGUUCGCGCAUAGUUUGAUAGGUCUUUCGAGAAACAGACCCCAGGAAACAUGCAAUAACGGUGUGAUUUAGUUUUGGGACAAAAGGUAUGAUUUUGUUCCAUGCUGCCGUCAAUUAUAAUCAUAACUGACAUCUUAUGGCAGAAAUAAACAAUUGGAUCAAAAUAAUUUAAUCAAUACUUGAACGCUUUACAAUAGCGCAGUGUUUCACGGCAGGUUCCAAAUACGAUCGACGCAUUUCCAAUUCCACAGUUCUCGUUUCAUCGAAAAACGUGGAAAUUUUGUUUUCUGUUUUCUGAUUGUUCAUAUUUCUCCAGACACAUGCUUUUUGUACGAAGUAGCAGUAAGCUACAUGCAGACACCUGCGGUAUCAAGUACACCACAGAGGUAAUUCGUUUUUUCGUCCAUUCAUUGUAAUAUUGAAUAACUAUUUACCGAGGUGAAGGUGGCUUGUGGUAAAUAUCCAUCAUACCACCGACACUAGGAUGAAAAAUUGUUUUAGUUUAUACAAAAACAUUUAGAUAAUAUAGCACAAAAAGGUGAAUGAGUUCAUUUCAUCUAUCCUCCAAUGAUUUCAAUAUUUUGGGCGCAAAUUCCGUGCGUUGCUCAGAGAUGAAUAGCAAAGGAUAUACGGAGCUUGAGUAGCCAAUCAAAGCUAUCCGCUGUUUUAGUAUAUACUGACUUGUAUCUGCCAGGCACUACGCGGUGCACAUAUUAAGUAACAACUGCUAAUUGUGGUCCUACAUAAACAAAUCCUCACAACGACCUGUUGCAAGCACGUUAACAGAUUCAAGUCUCCUCAGUAUUCUGUUUCUUUUUACCACAGGAUUUAGGUGAUACACGUAUUAUUGAAGUACUCCGCGAUGUCAAAGUUCCAGAGUUUAGGCCAAGUUCAAAGGUCAGGCGAUUAUUGUCAUCAUUCUUACUCUCCAUCGUGUCUUCUUUCUUAGUAUAGCAGCAGAGCGGGCCUGGGCUGACCAUUGUUUUGCUCUGUUGGAUUAAUGAUUAUUUCCAAAUUUUUAUGUCUUAGGAAAUUGAAACAGACGAAACGGCAUCGAAGUCAGCCGAGUCUUCUAAUGUGUCCUCUAGUGACUUGAAUGAAUUAAUAUCACAUAUCAGAGAGAUAAUGGCAAAGGGAAUUAAGUCAAGCAAAGGUAGGAUAUGUUAUACCGAACACCUUACUCAGGCCAAUACGUCGUUUGGUUUUAUGUCUGAAGUUCCAGUAGUCAUAGUAUCUGAUUUAUGUACUGGAGGUAACUUUGCCGAGUGAGGAGGAAACGAAAAUCAUGUUCCACCUCUUUUUAUCUGCCCUUUUGUUUUGCUUUUUGGUUGUUGUUGUUUUAAAGGUCGAUAAUUUGAUCAAGCUUAAGAGGCGUUAAUUUCCUAUGUAGGCCGUAACUCAUAAGAGCACUGAUGAAGUUAUGAUUAGAUCACCAUCGAUCACUGACGGCUAUGUAGGGUCUACUAAUAGUCAAUCCUGUGUCGCGGAUUUUACUCAGGAGGGCGUCCAUUUUCUCUCCACCAAAACACUCAACCAGCUCACGAGAUGCGAGUUACAUUCCUGGAAGACUAGAUAACCUAUGGAUGGUCUGAAAAUAAAUUGAGCAAGCUUGAUCCGCUAAAUCGCUAAAAAUAUGGUGCUUAAAGUUGUGUAUUUCACUAUACGUCUUAUUUGUUGUUGUUGUUGCCCUUUUCGUUGGACUUUAUUUCUAACAUAUCAUUCCCAGCGUUAAUUUGUCAUCAUUAUGUAUCAUUUUUGCUCAGAUGUGCUGGCAAUGUUUCCCCAAGAAUUUGAAAAAGACGAUGAUUCGAACGGUCACAUCGACUUCAUCACCUCAGCUUCGGUGAGUUCGUUUUAACUAUUUUAAUUGACACGUACAACCCAUUCAUUGUGACUGGUUUUUUACCUAAACUUACUGUAAAUUUAGAGAUCUCAGACUCCAACUGAACGAUGUGUAGACAAUAGCUAUGUAAAGUUCGAGAGAUGCAUUUUUUUUUAUGAUUGUGUCUCUUGGUUUGGUGAUGACUAAGAAUCUUCUCUAUUGCUUAUGUUGCAGAACCUUCGCGCUACCAUGUAUAGUAUAGAAACUGCUGACAGGUUGAAAACCAAGAAAAUUGCUGGUAAAAUAGUACCUGCCAUUGCUACCACUACUGCUGCUGUAGCUGGCUUGGUAAGUUUCAAAGCAGUGUAAGGAAAACAGAAGUGUUGCGUUAGCUGUAGAUACGUAAUGAUUAUUGUCGACGUUAUAGGGGACUUAAAGAUACUUUUAAUUCGGUUUCAGGUCACUAUCGAGCUUGUUAAGGUUGUUAUGAAGAGUCCCGCCGAAGACUUCAAAAACUGCUUCAUGAACCUUGCACUUCCUUAUGUCAUUUUCUCGCAACCAGGCCCCCCAGAGGUCACGGUCAUCAGGUGUGUUGUCUAAAGGAGCUAUAGUACUUUGAUUCUUUUAUAUAGUAUUUAUCAUUUUAUUUGUCUCUUUAAGGAUCAGUUAUGGAUUAAGUGUGUAGGUAUGAGAAUAAAAAGAAGGCUUGUCUUCAAAAUAAGUUCCUAUUUAUUAAACAAAUUAUCCUUAUAAGUACUAUUGGAAAUGUCUGUAGAGUGAGCAAACUGAUGUUGAGGUGUUAAGGGUUUAAUUAAAUUGAAGUACGCGAUAACAAAUGCUGAAGUAGAAAAUAACCCGAAAAGUUUAAAAAAAAACAAGAACAACCGGAAGGAGCAAGGAUGGUUCAAGAUAAAUGAUAUUAACAAGGAGUGCACAUUACGAUCUGGAAAAAAAAUAAGGCUCAAGUUUCCCAGACGUGCCAACGAUAACGUUCUAAUGUAAUUCCUUUAGGAAUGUUGUUUUAAGACUAUAAUUCUUCCUCAUUGGGCUUCUUUGUGAGGUGUUUAGACGAGCAUCAUUUGCCAGAUUUACAUCGCUUUUCUGAUACAUUUUUUUUUGUUUUGUUUUGUUUUAAAGGGAAGGCCUGUCGUUUUCAAACUGGGACAAAUGGGUGGUCCAAGGAACACAAGAAUUUAAACUAAAAAACUUUGUGACAUAUUUCAAGGUAAGCGGCGUGGUAAGUUACGAACAAAGGCGGGAACUUACAGUCUUAUGGAUAGAACAAUUUUCAAUUGAUUGUCGAUCGUAAUCCGGGACUGCUUUGGUUUUCCUGUACUUCGUUCGGUGAUUGGUCCAGAAACUCGCACCACUUUCUCAACCAAUCAGAUUCAAACCUAAAACCAACCGCGACUUAGUCACCCGCGUUUUCCCGCGCUUUAGAAGUUUGCUUGUUUUUACUUCGAGUUCUCAUUGGCUCCUCGUGAUAUUUUGUUUUCUCUGAUUGGCUGGUAUGAUUGCUUUGGUUCUGGUUUUACGACACUCAAUCGAAAAGCUCUCUAAUGCACUCGCGUCUUACUAGCAUUUUGGAUACAUGCAAAGUUGUCUUGUGUUUUUGAUUCAUCCCUUUUACUUCACAAAGAGGGGUGUGAAAGGCACGCUGGAACCUCCAUUGCCCACGUCUCUUCGGAAUUUUCUCGGUAGGACUGCAAAGUGUCAAAGUGGCUUGGGAUUAAAGCGUUAUCCGUGUUUCUAGUGUAUUGCCGAGAUACCCUAAGAAAUGUAAUAGCAUCCUUAUAAAGCUCUGUCUGUAAUUUUCUUCUCUUUAGGAUAAAUAUGGAUUUGUUGUAUCCAUUGUUGUACACGGCGUUAAGAUUAUAUACGUCCCAAUGUUACCUGGACACUCUAAACGAUUAGAACAGAAGUAAGUAUAGUGUAAGUAACGACAUGAUUUCGAGUGCAAUUUAAUGUUAAUAACCACGAGUAAUUUUUUCAAAGACGACGAAAUUGUACAACCCCGAUAAACGCUGAGUGGUCCCUAACAGUGGAAAAAAAUAUUCUUCAAACAACGUGGUUACAGGGAAAUCUUGAAAUGUUUUAAUGGCCUACUGAAAACCGCGGCCUAAAAAGGAUUUCCAUCAAAUAGAGGUUCCCGUGUGUCUUCAAAUUUCCAGUUUAUGGACCCUAAUUGAUUAUUCCUUUUCGCUUUUUGUUGUCAACUUUCGUAAUGCGUCUUUCCUAAACAGAAUGACCAAAUUGAUUAAGGCACCUAACAAAGCCUACGUGGACCUCACCGUGUCGUUUGAGGGUGACGGCGAUGAUGAUCUACCCGGGCCCCCUGUGAGGUACUAUUUUGGUUCCUAAAAGAGGGGCCUUAAAAUUACAACAUUGGAAACUUGAUACAAUAAUCCUGGAGCGGCUUCAAUGUAAAGUCCACUACUCAAUUCGUCAUAAUAUAUUCCAAAUGAUAUCACUAAUUUUAAAUGUUUAAUAGUAGGAAAGGAAACACUCGCGUCAGGAUUUGAAUUUGUACCUCAUUCGGUUGAUAUUCAAAUUUGUGGACUGGUCUAGUAGCAUUAUAUUUUAUUAAAAGUUGUAAGAUUAAUUAGAAUUUGAAGAAUUUAGGUUUUAUUUACCUCCAUGUUGCUGACAGGUAGAUGAGAGAUUUGUACUUAUAAAUUCAAAACAUUUUGCCCAUUUCACCCUGAAAUCAUGUAUUGUAUCUUUGUGGUAUUGCGUGAUUGUUUCAAUCAACCUGUCUCCACUGUUACAAGAUAAUCUGGUUUCAUCAACUGAGUUGAUAAUAUAAUUUAGCCAGCGUGAAGAGUUUCCAAGUGGAAAGUUCCAGCGUUAGCCUUUCGUCAGAGCAACGACUAAGGGCUACC